AUGGUGAGGCUCAACUUGCUCAUGCUUUGCUUAUCUGCCUUGUUGUAUGCUGUUAAUGCAUUGAACACUCAUGGGGUGGCUCUUCUGUCACUCCAGAGGCAUUGGACAUUUGUGCCUCCUUCCAUAAACUUGAGUUGGAAUGCUUCUGAUUCCACUCCAUGCUCUUGGGUAGGAGUCCAGUGUGACAAUAACCAUAAUGCAAUCUUUCUUAAUCUCUCUGGAUACUCAAUUUCAGGUCUUUUGGGACCUGAAAUAGGACAAUUGAGUCACUUGCAAACACUUGACUUGGCCUCAAACAACUUCUCAGGGAAAAUACCUCCUGAGUUAGGAAAUUGUAGUCUGCUUGAGAACCUGGACCUUGCUUAUAACAAUAUCAGGGGACACAUACCUGAAAGUUUGAAAAACUUGCAGAAUUUACUGUAUUUCAGCGUUAUGUACAAUCAGCUAACUGGUCAAAUUCCUGAUUUUUUGUUUCAACUUCAACACUUGGAACAUCUUCUCCUGAACCAAAACCAUUUGAUUGGUUCCAUUCCAACGAAUGUUGGGAACAGUACAGAAAUUUUGAGGCUGUAUCUGGAUGCUAAUCAGUUGUCAGGAAGGAUUCCCCCGUCAAUUGGAAACUGCACUAAAUUAGUGCAGCUCUAUUUGGAUAAUAACCAGUUGCAUGGAGUUCUACCUGAAAGUCUUAACAAUCUCCAAAAUGUUGUUAAGUUAGGUUUCAGCAAUAAUAGAUUUGAGGGUGCCAUUCCAUUAUUGGGUUCUAGCAUAUGUAAAAGUUUAUAUUAUUUGGAUUUGUCAGUCAAUAAGUUUAGUGGAGGCAUACCUUCAACCCUGGGCAAUUGCAGCGGAUUAAGAGAAAUUUAUGCUUUCAACACAAGUUUAGGAGGCAGCAUCCCAUCAUCCUUGGGCCAACUAAGAGAACUUUCUGUUCUUCGCCUUGAAACCAAUCAUUUGUCCGGACAAAUACCUUCAGAAAUAGGUGAUUGUAGGUCAUUAAAACAGUUGCUGUUAAAUAACAAUGAACUUGAGGGAGAGAUUCCAAGUGAAUUAGGAAAGCUAAGUCAAUUGCAAGAUCUUAGGCUUCAUUUCAACCAUUUGACUGGAGGAAUUCCAGAGAGAAUUUGGCAAAUUCCUGGCCUUGAGGAGCUGCAUGUGUAUUACAAUAACCUCUCUGGGGAGCUGCCUUUAAAAUUGACAGAACUCAAACAACUGAAGAAACUCACCUUGUAUCACAAUCAAUUCUCUGGAAUUAUUCCUCAAAACUUAGGAAUUAAUAGCAGUUUAGUCCAGUUGGAUGUCUCAAAUAAUUACUUCACUGGCAACAUCCCACCGAAUCUUUGCUUUGGACGACAAUUAGAAAGGCUAAUCCUGGCUUCAAAUCAAUUUCAAGGUGGUAUACCUCUUGACAUAGGAAGAUGCACAUCACUUACCAGGUUACGUCUUGAUGGAAACAACUUAAGUGGACCUCUACCUGAUUUUACAAGCAAUAGUAGUCUCACCUACGUGGACUUCAGUGAGAACAAUAUCAAUGGAACAAUUCCAUCGAGUUUGGGAAACUGUACAAAUCUUACUAGUGUUAUUCUGUCUCACAACAAUCUUUCUGGAAACAUACCCUUUGAGCUAGGAAGCCUUGUUAACCUUCAAAGGCUGAACAUUUCUCACAACAAAUUAGAAGGUCCUUUGCCACCUGAGCUGUCAAACUGUAAGAAAAUGCAAUACUUUGAUGCCGGAUUCAAUUCUCUAAAUGGCUCAUUCCCAUCAAGUUUGAGAACUUGGACAGAGUUGACAGCAUUAAAUGUAAGGGAAAAUUAUUUCUCUGGUGGUAUCCCAACUUUCUUAUCAGAAUUAGAAGGCCUUUCUGAUCUACAACUUGGGGGAAAUGUUUUUGGAGGCCAAAUUCCUAGAUCAAUUGGUGAGUUGCACAAUCUAUUUUAUGAGUUGAAUCUAAGUGCUAAUGAGUUGACUGGUGAAAUUCCUCCUGAGAUUGGGAAACUGAAACUCCUUCUAAACCUGGAUAUUUCUCUUAACAAUCUGACUGGAAAAAUCGAAGUUUUUGAAGAUCUCUCUUCAUUGAUUGCACUCAAUAUUUCAUACAAUUCCUUUUCUGGUCCUCUUCCAGACAAACUAGUGAACUUGCUCCAUUCUUCUCCAUCAUCAUUCUUGGGUGUUCCUGGCUUAUGUGUUAGAUGUUUACCAUCGAAUUGUUCCAAAAGUAAAAGCUUGAAGCCAUGUGAUGAGAACAAUUCCACACAUAAAAAAGGGCCGAGUAAAAGGAAAGUUUUGUUGGUAGCACUUGGAUCCACCGUACUUGUAACAUUUCUUUUACUUGGUCUUGUUUAUGUGCUACACUAUAAGCAAAAUGUCAAGACUUUCCCCGAACAGAGAUCAUCUACUUUCCUCAAGAAGGUUAUGAAGGUCACAGGGAACCUAAAUGAUAAGCAUAUUAUUGGUAGAGGUGCACAUGGAGUUAUUUACAAAGUUAAAUUCAGUGCAGACCAAGUUUUUGUCAUAAAGAAAAUUCCUUUUGCAGAUAACAAAGCUCAGAUCGCAAGCAUGACCACAGAGAUUGAAACCACUGGGAAGAUUAGGCACCGAAAUCUGGUAAGAAUAAAAAACUUCUGGUUAAGAAAGGACUGUGGUCUAAUUCUGUACAAGUACAUGGAAAAUGGAAGUCUUCAUGAUGUUCUGCAUGAGAAGUAUCCACCACCACCUUUAGAGUGGAGUGUCCGCUAUAAGAUUGCAGUUGGAAUUGCACACGGGCUUGAAUAUCUCCAUCAUGAUUGUGAUCCUUUCGUAGUUCACAGAGAUAUUAAACCAAAGAAUAUACUUUUGGAUUCUGAUAUGGAGCCUCAUAUUGCUGAUUUUGGCAUUGCCAAGCUUCUAGACCAUUCCUCCUCCACUUCAUCGCAAUCUUUCUCUGUUACUGGUACAGUUGGGUACAUUGCACCAGAGAAUGGUUAUUCAACAGUGAUAAGUAGGAAGUCUGAUGUAUAUAGUUAUGGAGUGGUUUUGCUAGAGCUGAUAAGCAGAAAGAAGGUGGUAGAUGAUCCUUCACUUGUGGAAGGAACAGAACUUGUGGGGUGGGUUACAUCUAUCUGGGAAAAAACAAAAAGCAUUGAUGGGAUUGUUGACUCAGGCCUUAAAGAGGAACUUUUGGCAUCAAAUUUGAGGGAGCAAGUUGAACAAGUGCUUUUGAUGGCAUUGAGAUGUACUGAGAAGCAUCCUGGUGAGAGACCAACAAUGAGAGAAGUGGUGAAGGACUUGAUAGUUGGAUGCAAUGCUCCUCACAUGAAGGGCUAG
This is a messenger RNA of Sphenostylis stenocarpa, 3300 nucleotides long. Lineage: Eukaryota; Viridiplantae; Streptophyta; Magnoliopsida; Fabales; Fabaceae. The record is from the annotation of a GenBank genome assembly.